Molecule: messenger RNA, 1146 nt
Organism: Ramularia collo-cygni
Lineage: Eukaryota; Fungi; Ascomycota; Dothideomycetes; Mycosphaerellales; Mycosphaerellaceae
Product: probable C-5 sterol desaturase
Exons: 1
Coding region: 1-1146 (381 amino acids)
Biological process (GO): lipid biosynthetic process
Molecular function (GO): oxidoreductase activity; iron ion binding
Source: RefSeq, a predicted model, not a curated record
AUGGACGUCGUACUCGAGGGCUUCGACACCUUCCUCUUCGACCGCAUAUAUGCCACCAUCCUUCCCAUAUCCGCCUCGGUGGUCGCCUUCAACCCCAUUUCAACAAUAGCAGCGAGUCUCAAACAUCUCGUCGACCACAAUGCCACAUUCCACGAUCCCACACAAGGCGCCUUUGCGCGAUCCUCAUGGCAAUACGAGCCUGCAACCGAAUACUAUAGCCUGCAACCUAGUGAACACGCAUACAUGAGUCGAUGGGAUCGUGACAACGUAUACCGCMAAUUGGUAUCGUUCUACAUCAUAGCAUGGAUUUUCGGCGGCGCGAUCUACCUCUCCUGCGCGACUUUGAGCUACAUCUUUGUGUUUGACAAGAGUACGGUCAACCACCCAAAGUACCUGAAGGACCAAAUGCGCAUGGAGAUCAAGCAGGCUUGCUCGGCAAUUCCGGUCAUCGCUCUGCUCACGGCUCCAUGGUUCGUUGCAGAAGUUCGCGGCUACUCCUUCAUCUACGACAAGGUCUCGGAUCCUGGCUUCAGUCACCCUCUGCUAAACUGGAUGGGAACCUCAUACAACUGGAUUCAAUUCCCACUCUUCCUCCUAUUUACCGACUUCUGCAUUUACUGGAUCCACCGCGCGCUGCACCACCCGAUCCUCUACAGACGUCUACACAAGCCGCACCACAAGUGGAUCAUGCCAACUCCCUUUGCAAGCCACGCCUUCCAUCCUUUCGACGGUUACAUGCAGAGUGUGCCAUACCACCUUUUCCCGUUCAUCUUCCCAAUGCAAAAGUUUGCCUACAUCGCUUUGUUCACAUUCAUCCAAAUUUGGACGGUCAUGAUCCACGACGGCGAAUAUGUGGCCAACAGCCCAAUCAUCAAUGGAGCGGCAUGCCACACAAUGCACCACCUGUACUUCAACUACAACUACGGCCAGUUCACUACGCUUUGGGAUCGUCUGGGAGGAAGCUACAGGAAACCCAAUGAGGAGCUCUUCACACGCGAGACGAAAAUGAGCAAGGACGAGUGGGCAAGACAGAAGAAGGAAACGGAGAAGAUGGUUAUCGAGGUCGAAGGCUCCGACGAGRGGAGUUAUCUGCCUGCUGAGAAUGUCGCUCGGAUGAGCAAGGGCAUGAGCAAAAAAGUGCAAUGA